AUGCGGGCGGUCGGCGCGGCGGCGGGCGCGGGGCUGCUGGCGGCGGCGGCGGCGGCGGCGGCGAAGCUGGCGCUGGGGCGGCGGCGGGGCGCGGCGGCGGGCGGCGGGCUGGAUGUGCUGCUUCGAGGAGGCUGCUUCGGCUUGGUGUUCGCAUGCAAUGCGGUCAUGUGGACGGUCUUCGCAAAAGCCCUGCGCCUCUCCUCCUCCUCAGCUGCUGCCUCGGUGACCACAAUGGCCUCCAACUUCAUCUCCUCGGCCAUCCUGGGCAAGUUGCUGUUUGGGGAGACGUGGACGCUUCUGUGGUGGAUUGGCCUUGCCGUGACGCUGGGCGGCCUCGUGCUGCUGCACACCGCUGCGCCCCAGGCAGCGCGGCUGCCGCCGGAGGAGAAGCAGAAGUGAGGUGGACAGGGGGGUUCCCUGGGCAGUGCCAGCCCUCGUGAGACCUUGGCUGCCAGACCUGCUUCAGGUCCCCAGAGAUGCUGACAAGCGAUGCCAUCCCCUAUGGACAUGACGUGCUUAGCACUGCUGGGCCAAUGGUGUUGGGUUAAGAAGAACAGCACACUGCUGCGCGUGUUCAACAUGUGGCGUUGGCAGGGGGACAGUCCAGGAAUCGGGCAAAAUCUGCUCUCCCCAGACUUCUGGGCAGCUCACCAAGCAAUUAUGGUUUCAUACUAAGUAAGGCUGAGAUACGGUUUUGUGUGUCACCAUUUGGCUGAGACAGAUUUCCUUCCCCUCCCCUUUACCCUUGGGAGUCCGGAGGAUUGUGCAGCCAUGCGAAAUGCAGUUGUGGCAGUCGAUGGGAGAGCUGGAGAAGACACCAUUUCAUCUGCCAAGGUGGGCUUGCUCCCCAGCUGCCUCCAAAAUGCUGGACCUCUGCCACUGCCUUGCAGGGCAGUUCCUUGAAACAACUCAGCUUGGAACGUUUCCCUUUUUCUCUUUUUUAGCCUGGUAAUGUUUUCAUUAUUGACACAGAAUCAUAGAAUCAGUAAGGUUGGAAGGGACCUCUGGAGAUCAUCUAAUCCAACCUCCCCACUCAGCAGGGUCACCUAGAGCAUGUUAGACAGGGUUGCAUCCAGGCGGGCCUUGAAUAUCUCCAGAGAAGGAGACUCCACAACCUCUCUGGGCAACCUGUGCCAGUGCUCCAUCACUCUCACAGGGAAGAAAUUCCCCCUCAUGUUCAGGCGGAACUUCCUGCGCUUCAGUUUCUGCCCAUUGCCUCUUGUCCUGUCACAUGGGACAACUGAAAAGAGUUUAGCCCCAUUGCCUUGACACCCUCCCUUCAGGUACUUGUACACAUUGAUAAGAUCCCCCCUCAGUCUUUUCUUCCCCAGGCUGAAGAGGCCCAGCUCUCGCAGCCGUUCCUCAGAGGGCAGAUGCUGCAGCCCUCUGAUCAUCUUUGUAGCCCUACACUGGACUCUCUCCAGUAGCUCCAUGUCUCUCUUGUACUGGGGAGCCCAGAACUGGACACAGUACUCGAGAUGAGGCCUCACGAGGGCUGAGGAGAGGGGCAGGAUCACCUCCCUCGACCUGCCGGCAACGGUCUUGCUGAUGCACCCCAGGAUACUGUUGGCCUUCUUGGCCACAAGGGCACAUUGCUGGCUCAUGGUCAACUUGUCAUCCACCAGCACUCCCAGGUCCUUCUCUGCAGUGCUGCUCUCCAGCAGGUCAACCCCCAGCCUGUACUGGUGCCUAGGGUCCUGCUACGUGCAGGACUCUGCACUUACCCUUGUUGAACCUCAUGAGGUUCCUCUCUGCCCAACUCUCCAGCCUGGCCAGGUCUCUCUGAAGGGCAGCACAGCCCUCAGGUGUAUCAGCCACUCCUCCCAGCUUGGUAUCAUCAGCAGACUUGCUGAGGAGGCACUUUGUCUCCUCAUCCAGGUCAUUGAUGAAGAAGCUGAACAGGAUGGGACCCAGUACUGAGCCCUGCGGGACGCCACUAGCCACAGGCCUCCAACCAGACUCCACACCACUGAUGACAACCCUCUGAGCUCUGCCUUUCAGCCAGCUCUCAAGCCACCUCACUGUCCACUCGUCUAACCCACACUUCCUGAGCUUAUCUAGGAGGAUGUUAUGGGAGACAGUGUCCAAAGCCUUGCUGACGUCAAGGUACACAACGUCCACUGCUCUGCCCUCAUCUACCCAGCCAGGCAUUCCAUCAGAGAAAGCUGUCAGAUUGGUGAAGCAGGAUUUUCCCCUUGGUGAAUCCAUGCUGGCUACUCCUGAUCACCUUCUUUUCCUUCACAUGCUUAGAGAUGACAUCCAGAAUGAGCUGUUCCAUCACCUUUCCAGGGAUGGAGGUGAGGCUGACUGGCCUAUAGUUGCCUGGGUCCUCCUUCUUGCCCCUUUCGAAGACUGGAGUGACACCAGCCUUCUUCCAGUCCUCAGGCACCUCUCCAGUUCUCCAGGACCUUUCAAAGAUGAUGGAGAGCGACCUGGCAACAACAUCUGCCAGCUCCCUCAGUACCUGUGGGUGCAUCCCAUCUGGGCCCACAAAUCUGUGGAUGUCUAGCCUGCUCAGAAGGUCUCUAAUCCUAUCCUCCUCAACCAAAGGAAAGUCUUCCCUUCUCCAGACUUUCUUCCUCACAUCCAGGCUCUGCAAUUCAUGGGGGCUGCCCUUAGCAGUGAAGACUGAAGCAAAGAAGGCAUUCAGUAACUCUGCCCUCUCUGUAUCCCUUGUCACCAGGGCCCCCGCCCCAUUCAGUAGUGGGCCCACAUUUUCCCAAAUCCUCCUCUUGCUGCUGAUAUAUCUGAAGAAGCCCUUCCUGUUGUCCUUGACAUCCCUUGCCAGACCCAAUUCCAGCUGGGCCUUAGCCUUCCUCGCAGCAUCUCUACAUACUCUGGCUGCAUUCCUAUAAUUCUCCCAAGUAGCCUGUCCCCUCCUCCACAUUCUGUGUAUUUUCUUCUUCUGUCUGAAUUUGGCCAAGAGCUCCUUGCUCACCCAUUCAGGUCUCCUGCCCCCUUUGCUGCGCUUCUUACUCAUAGGGAUGCACCGCUCUUGAGCUUGGAGGAAGUGAUGUUUGAAUACUAGCCAGCUCUCCUGGACCCCUCUUCCUUCUAGGGCCUUAACUCAUGAAAUUCCACCAAUUAGGUCUCUGAAGAGGCCAAAGUCCACUCUCCUGAAGUCCAGGGUUGCAAUCCUGCUUGUUGCCUUACUUCUUUCCCGCAGGAUCCUGAAUUCCACCAUCUCAUGGUCACUGCAGCCAAGGCUGCCCUCAACCUUCACAUCUCCAACCAGUCCCUCUCUGUUGGUAAGGACAAGGUCCAGCAGGACACCCUUCUUCGUAGACUCCUCCAUGAUUUGUGACAAGAAGUUAUCAUCAGCGCAUUGCAGGAGCCUCCUGGACUGCUUGUGCCUUGCUGUGUGGUCCCUCCAGCAGAUGUCAGGGUGGUUGAAGUCCCCCAUGAGAACCAGGGCCUGUGAUCUUGAGGCUACUUCCAGCUGUCUGUAGAAGGCCUCAUCAACUUUCUCUUCCUGGUCAAGUGGCCUGUAGUAGAUACCCACAACAGUGUCCCCCAUCUUGGCGUGCCCUUUGAUCUUUACUCAUAACUUCUCGAUUGCCUCCUCCUCCACCCCUAGGCAGAGCUCGAUGCAUUCCAGUUGCACUCUCACAUAAAGAGCAACUCCACCACCUCGCCUUCCUGGCCUGUCUUUCCUAGAAAGCACAUAUCCAUCCAUGACAGCAUUCCCGUCGUGAGAGCUAUCCCACCAUGUCUCCAUGAUUGCAAUGAGAUCAUGGCCCUGUGGCCACACACAGAUCUCCAGCUCCUCCUGUUUGUUCCCCAUGCUGCAUGCAUUGGUGUACAGGCAUUUCAAAGAGGUAGUCAUGCCUGCAGGUUUCCCAGGAAGGGUGUAAGGGGGUCCCACAUAGCCGUGUCUCACAUGCACAUCCCCAGCUGCAUGUACCCGUUGGAGGCCCCCCAACCCAACUUGUGUUUUGUUGUCUACACUGUCUCUAUGACAACCCCCCACUUCCCUUCUACCUAGUUUAAAGCCCUCUUUACUAGGCUGGCCAACCUGUUGGCAAAGGCAAAUGUGCCCCACUUGGUUAGGUGAAUCCCAUCUCUCCCCUCCUAAUCCUACCCAUAGCCCCCUCAUCCUGUGCUCCAUUUCCAUCUUUUCUUCUUGCGCCAGAGUGCCUGUGCCAGUCACACACGUUCAGACUCGUUACCCUGUUUGCAUGCUUAUCUGUGGAGUAGCAAAGGUGCACACGCAACAUCUUUCCUGGUAGGUACCAGGAAACCAGGCACCAGCCUUUCCAGAUGCAUGGUAAUGGUGACCUCCUACACUGUGUCAGUAACGACUGCUCCAGAGAGAGGUGGCCUCUUCUGAGUCAGUGUACUGGAAAUGGAGACCAGAGGCUUAUCAGCCACUCCUCCUCUUCACACCCCAAUGUUGUGGAGCUUUCUCCAUUUGGGGGUAGAAAUUUGAAAGUAAACAUGGUGGCUGUAGAAGGUUCCUGGGCAUCAGAGCUUUUCUGUAAGAGGAACUGGCCUGAAAUAGAAAAGCAAACAGAAAUAGCUGCUGAAGACUUCUGACAUGUCUGUUCUGCUAUUUGUGGUUUCCCUCUCUACCUCUGGAAAUGCCCCUGUGCUCAUCGUAGCUUCUCAUUGCUCAGGAAACUGUGGAGUACUUAAUUAGUUCCUUCAGCUUGCCCAGUCAGUCACAUACAGCUUUCAACUUGCCAUCUACGUCUGCUGCCUAUACUUCCCGCUUCCCCAUUCCUGACCUAUUGCUCAUUUUGAUGUAAGGUUGAUGCGGUUAAGGCUUUUUCCCUUAAACUUAACCAGGAUGGAUUUUUGAUCACCAUCCCUGGUUCUGGGUAGGUCGGACAGAUUUUGGUGGGAAGGGAACAGAGCACACAUGAACCACGAGCAGUUUUCAUUAAGGGUACGCAUGUUCAGUGCAGGUUAUGUGAUAAAAAGCUCUCCACAAGCAGAAAGGGGCACAGUGAGACCGUGGCUGGUGGGGGAACCCACAUAAUCCUCUGCCUGGCUGUUCCCAGGCCCAUUGCAGGAGUGCAUUCAGCCCAGCAAGGGCUCUCACCACCACAAGCUCAGAAGAGCAUGGAGGCGUAAUGGCAGUUGGGGCACCCAAAUUACCCGUUUGGAGGAGUGACACCCUGUCCAGCUACGCCAGGGGAGCAUCAGCCCUGGGGUGACACUUGGUGCGAGGAGACCACAGAGGCGACUCUCCCGAGCACCUUUUGGACUGGGGGAGUGCCUGCCCCGGGGAGUGGGACAUGUUGUGGGACGCAGGGGAAGAGCAUUUGGGGAUUGUACAAGGUUUAUUACGGGGCGCUUGCAGGAGGAACCAAGAGCAGAGAAAGGGAGGGAUCUGGGGGAUUUGAGGAGGAACAAACAUGGGAAACCAGAGGGCUAAGAGGGCAAAAAGGGGGCUCGGUCAGGUGGAAAUGGGGCUGAUCAGUGCACGUGCCAGGCCAUGUGCUAUGCCUGAGCAGUCUGUCCUGUCUUCUUAUUAAAUCCA
Molecule: messenger RNA, 5485 nt
Organism: Rhea pennata
Lineage: Eukaryota; Metazoa; Chordata; Aves; Rheiformes; Rheidae
Gene: TMEM42
Product: transmembrane protein 42
Exons: 3
Coding region: 1-399 (132 amino acids)
Source: RefSeq, a predicted model, not a curated record